Molecule: messenger RNA, 1500 nt
Organism: Pyricularia grisea
Lineage: Eukaryota; Fungi; Ascomycota; Sordariomycetes; Magnaporthales; Pyriculariaceae
Exons: 5
Coding region: 206-1363 (385 amino acids)
Biological process (GO): isocitrate metabolic process; tricarboxylic acid cycle
Cellular component (GO): mitochondrion
Molecular function (GO): isocitrate dehydrogenase (NAD+) activity; magnesium ion binding; NAD binding
Source: RefSeq, a predicted model, not a curated record
CGCCUAACUGGGAUCGCGCCGGUGGUGCAUGAUUUGAUUUUAGCAGGUCCAGUCUAAGCCGAGCCGAUUUUGUUUUGUCCCUCCGCUCGUCCAUAGUCCCGAAGCAGAUACCAACCCUCGACACCAGAACCAAACCCCCCGACGCAUACGGAAGCAUAUUCCUACCAGCCGUCCCUCCGCUACUUCACUUCCAUUCACAUACACAAUGUUGGCUCUACGAAGAGUUGCCGCUGCGGCGCCUGUGGCCCGCCAAUUCUCUGCUGCCCCAAGGGCCGCAGCCACAUUUGCUUUCUCUAACCAGAGGUACUACUCGUCGCAAGGCGAGCGCGUCGCCAAGUUCACCGGCAAGAAGGAUGCCUCCGGUCGCUACCCCGUCAGCUUGAUCGAGGGUGACGGUAUUGGCCCCGAGAUUUCGGAAGCUGUCAAGCAAAUUUUCGAGGCCGCUAAGGCCCCGGUCUCGUGGGAGCCUGUUGACGUGACGCCCAUUCUCAAGGACGGCAGGACCGCCAUCCCCGAUGCCGCCAUCGAGAGCAUCGAGAGGAACAAGGUUGCCCUCAAGGGACCCCUGGCUACUCCCAUCGGCAAGGGCCACGUUUCCCUGAACCUGACUCUCCGCCGUACCUUCAACCUCUUCGCCAACCUCCGUCCUUGCCGCUCCGUCGCGGGGUUCAAGACUCCCUACGACAACGUCGACACGGUUUUGAUCCGUGAAAACACCGAGGGCGAGUACUCUGGAAUUGAGCACGUUGUCGUCGAUGGUGUUGUCCAGAGCAUCAAGCUCAUUACCCGCGAGGCCAGCGAGCGCGUGCUUCGUUUCGCUUUCCAGCAUGCCCAGGAGAUUGGCCGCAAGAAGGUCCGUGUCGUCCACAAGGCCACCAUCAUGAAGAUGAGCGACGGUCUGUUCCUUAGCGUGGGCCAGCAGGUCGCCAAGGACUUCCCUGGCAUCGAGUUUGACGCUGAGCUGCUCGACAACACCUGCCUGAAGAUGGUUACCGACCCUCUCCCUUACAACGACAAGGUCCUCGUCAUGCCCAACCUCUAUGGUGACAUUCUGUCCGACAUGUGCGCUGGUCUGAUUGGUGGUCUCGGUCUGACGCCCUCGGGUAACAUUGGUGACGAGUGCUCCAUCUUCGAGGCCGUCCACGGUUCCGCUCCGGAUAUCGCCGGCAAGGGCCUUGCCAACCCUACCGCCCUUCUCCUCAGCUCCAUGAUGAUGUUGAGGCACAUGGGUCUCGGCGAGUAUGCCGACCGCAUUGAGAAGGCCACCUUCGACACUCUGGCCGAGGGCAAGGCCCUGACUGGUGACCUUGGCGGCAAGGCCAAGACUCACGAGUUUGCUGGCGCCAUCAUUUCCAAGUUGUAAAUACCAUCAUAUAGGGAGGCAUAUUUUCGUUCUCUUUGUUUAGCUUAACAUAACAGGCAUGGUGAUGCAGGAUAAUGAAGCGCAAUUAGGGCCUAGACUGUAUCAAAAGUUCGAAUACAUUUUCAUUGCUACCGCCA